AUGUACCGAAAUUUUAAAGCAAAAAGAAACCGACAAGGAAAGAUUAUCACGCCUGCACCGUUUCAAGGAUGGUUGUCAUCUGGAACAGUUUCACGUGUCGAGCCAAGUCCCAAAUGGUUUGGCAAUUCUCGAGUCAUCUCACAAUCGGCUCUUCAAAAGUUCCAAGAUGAAAUGGGAAAAGUAAUGAAAGAUCCUUACCAAGUUGUCAUGAAACCAACAAACUUACCAAUUACACUUCUCAAUGAAAGUGCAAAAUACGCGAGAGUUCAUCUACUGGAAACUGAAUCAUUUGACACAACAUUUGGUCCAAAGAAACAAAGAAAACUCCUUGAUGCAAGAGAUCCAAUGGGCACAAGAUCGAAAUACAUUGAAGAGUUUUUAAGAAAAGAAAAGAAACACAAACAUUUAUUCUUCAUCUUAAACAAAGUCGAUUUAGUGCCAAUCUGGGUGACACAACGUUGGGUUGCAAUUCUUUCAUCUGAAUAUCCUACAAUUGCUUUUCAUGCCUCGAUGACUCAUCCGUUUGGAAAAGGUGCUUUAAUUAACUUAUUGAGACAGAUUGGAAAACUUCACGUGGAUAAGAAGCAAAUCAGUGUUGGAUUUAUUGGAUACCCAAAUGUUGGCAAGUCUUCAAUCAUUAAUGCAUUGCGAAGUAAAAAAGUGUGCAAUGUUGCGCCGAUUGCUGGAGAAACGAAAGUUUGGCAAUACAUAACAUUAAUGAAGAGAAUUUUCUUGAUUGAUUGUCCGGGUGUUGUUUAUCCUUCAGCUGAGACCGACGCGGAAAAAGUUCUGAAAGGUGUCGUGAGAGUUGAACUUGUAACAAAUCCUGAAGAUUAUGUUGAGGAAGUUUUGAAGAGAGUUCGACGAGAAUAUCUCGUUAAAACUUAUAAUAUUCAUGAAUUUGCAACUCAUAUUGAAUUUCUUGAACAACUUGCAAAGAAAAUGGGAAAAUUAUUGAAAGGAGCUGAGCCGGAUAUAAACACAACUGCAAAGAUGGUUUUGAACGACUGGCAACGAGGAAAACUUCCAUUUUAUGUUCCUCCAGAAGGUUUUGAAAUUCCCAAAUCAAGACUGGAAAGAAGUGAUAAAGUGACUGAAGAAUCAAGUGUGACAGAAGAUGCUGAAACAAAAAGUGUUGCAACAGCAAUUUCUGAAUCAGUGAUUAAAGGUCGUGAACUUCAACAAUUACAAGAUUUCCGAAAGAUUCGCGUUAAUUUGGAAUUCGAUCCUGAAGACAUUAAAGAACUCGAUCCAGAGGAAAUCGAGAGAUUCGAAGAGCAGAAAAAACUUGUGGCGGAGAAGAAGAAACUAAAGAAGGUUAAAGAUGAUGACGAAGAAUCUUCAGGAAUCAGCGAUUUCUAUUCUGAAGACGAGUACGAUGAAGAUGCACAAAAAGUUGUUCACAAAAGUGCUGGAACAAAAAUUAAAACAACUGCAACACCAGAGAAAAAGAAACAAAAAACCACAAGUGGAUUCUUUGAAGUUGAAGACGUUGCAGCGCCUAAAGUUGUGAAAAAAGUCACAGCAAAGCAGCGACGAGCUAUGGAACGACAACAGAAAGUCAAGAAGAUCGGAUCGAAUUUCUACGACGUUGUGAAUGUCAAAAACAAAACAAACAGCAGAAAAUUUACGAAAAAAAAUUAA
This is a messenger RNA of Clunio marinus, 1644 nucleotides long. The record is from the annotation of a GenBank genome assembly. Lineage: Eukaryota; Metazoa; Arthropoda; Insecta; Diptera; Chironomidae.